Lycium ferocissimum is the source of this 1239-nucleotide messenger RNA. Its product is annotated as ras-related protein RABH1e-like. NCBI's taxonomy places the organism in Eukaryota, Viridiplantae, Streptophyta, Magnoliopsida, Solanales, Solanaceae. The record is from RefSeq and is a predicted model, not a curated record. Gene Ontology annotation, molecular function: GTPase activity; GTP binding. The transcript has 6 exons. The coding region runs from base 377 to 1000 and encodes 207 amino acids.
AAAAAAAUAAAUGCUGCAUGAGUUAUACCAAGAUUAUAUUAGUAGUACAGAGUUCCAUACUGCAAACGAAAUGAUGUACUAAUAUAAUUCAAAGAGUUCUAUAUCAAGAUUAAUUCUUAUACGUUUGAACAAACGAUGAAAGAACAAGAACACAUGCAGACAUAAAUAGAUGAUGAUGAGUUCGUUGGUAUAUAUAGUUCCUAGCUUCGAGCGUCCCUCUUUUUCUCUUUUAUUUAUAUAUAUGUUCCCUUAAUUUCCUCCUCAAAUUUUCUCUCUUUCCACAUUUCUCCACAACCGCAUUUCAGAUCUCAUCAUCUUAAUUUGUAACAAACAAAUCCAUAGAGAGAAGAGGAAAGAAGAAGAAAAAAAAAAGGUAAUGGCAGUGGUGUCACCUUUAGCAAAGUACAAAUUGGUAUUUUUGGGAGAUCAAUCGGUUGGUAAAACAAGUAUCAUUACUCGCUUCAUGUACGAUAAAUUCGAUACUACUUAUCAGGCUACCAUUGGUAUUGAUUUUUUAUCAAAGACAAUGUAUCUUGAAGAUAGAACGGUUCGCUUGCAGCUCUGGGAUACUGCUGGUCAAGAGAGAUUUAGGAGUCUUAUUCCAAGCUACAUUAGAGAUUCUUCUGUUGCUGUGAUUGCAUACGAUGUUGCCAACCGCCAAUCAUUUCUAAACACGUCAAAGUGGAUUGAGGAAGUACGUACUGAACGCGGCAGUGAUGUCAUUAUCGUUCUUGUUGGGAACAAAACUGAUCUUGUUGAGAAAAGGCAAGUAUCCACAGAAGAAGGAGAUGCUAAGGCUCGUGAACUUGGAGUAAUGCAUAUAGAAACUAGUGCUAAAGCUGGGUUCAAUAUCAAGCCUCUAUUUCGGAAAAUUGCUGCUGCUUUACCAGGGAUGGAGAACCUAUCAUCGACAAAAUCAGACGAUAUGGUCGAUGUGAAUUUGAAGCCUACAACAAAUACAUCUAGCACUGAGCAGCAAGGAGGAGGUUGUGCAUGCUAAAUUUUGUACUUAAGUUGGAAGGGGGGAGAGAGAAAGAAGUUGGAUUCAGGAAGAUGCAGUUACAUCCAGUUAUUAUUAGGGUGAUCAGUUAGCUAAUUUCUUAGAUUAUAUGAGGUUUUCGACAGUCAGUUUGUACAAGUCCUGAUGAUUCUGAGAGAGUAGGAAACCAUUGAAGAUGCACUUUGUUAAUGUGUUCAUAUUUUGUAUGAGCUUUCCUAAUUCUUUCCUAUUUCAGGAAU